Messenger RNA from Acanthoscelides obtectus, 669 nucleotides. The record is from the annotation of a GenBank genome assembly. Lineage: Eukaryota; Metazoa; Arthropoda; Insecta; Coleoptera; Chrysomelidae.
AUGCUGAGCUUGCAGAAAGACCAAAUUCCGAAUCGCGGCGAUAACUCAACAUUACUGGAUUACAAUGAAGAUCUACCGAAAGAAGUAGAUUGGAAAGCAAGGGGCGCUGUGACCACAGUGAAGGAUCAAGGGCAUUGCGAAUCUUGUUGGGCCUUUAGUGCAGUAGGAGCUAUCGAAGGUCUAAUCUUCCUAAAGAAUGGCACAGUAGCACCUUUGAGUGUUCAAAAUCUAAUAGACUGUGCUAGAGAUGAGUACGUGAACGUGGGAUGUUAUGGAGGGUUGAUGGACUACGCUUUCAACUACACAAGAUAUCAUGGAGUGCUCACAGAUAAAGAGUACCCGUACACAUCCUAUUAUGGCACAGAGGGAAAAUGCAAGAAGCAAGGGGGAGUCAAGAUCAGCGCGUUAAUAGGACCAGUCUCUGUGGCAGUGGACGCCAGUUACUUGAUAUUUUACUCUACAGGAGUAAUAACCAAGAAAUGCGGUUGCAAAAACGGACUUUACGAUUUGAGCCAUGGUGUUCUUGUGGUUGCAUAUAGUGAGGAUUACUGGCUCAUAAAGAACAGCUGGGGAAGAAACUGGGGAGAAGAUGGAUACUUCAUGCUAAAGAGAAAUGACGGAAACACUUGUGGUGUUGCUACGCUAGCUUCCUAUCCCAUUUUGGAUUAG